AUGGGCACCUUCAUGCAUGCCUCCGAGGGCGAGAUGGUCUGCACCUCGACCAACGUGAAGAUUCCUUACUUCAACGCCCCCAUCUACCUUGAGAACAAGACUGCCGUCGGCAAGGUCGACGAGAUCCUCGGCCCCAUUAACCAGGUCUACUUCACCAUCAAGCCCCAGGAGGGUAUCGUCGCAACUUCCUUCAAGAACGGCGACAAGUUCUAUAUUGGCGGCGACAAGCUCCUGCCCCUCGAGAGGUACUUUUCCUCUUCGCGCCAGACUUGCUGCUGCAACCCAGUCCUAACACUUUCUCCAGAUUCUUGCCCAAGCCCAAGCCUGCUCCCGGUGCUCCCAAGGUCAAGAAGCCCGCAGGCCGUGGCGGUGCUCGUGGCGGUUUCGGUGACCGCGGAGGUCGUGGUGGCCGUGGAGGUUCAAGAGGCGGAUUCGGAGGCCGUGGCGGUUCGAGCUUCGGUGGCCGUGGAGGCUCAAGAGGUGGAUUCGGUGACCGUGGUCGCGGUGGAUUCCAGAGCCGUGGAGGCUCGGGAGGUUUCGGUGGCCGUGGUGGUAGCCGUGGUGGUGGUCGUGGCAGAGGCGGCUACUAAGAAUAGCUGCCUUGACACCAAAGAAAAGUGCAAGCAUGUGGGCGUAAACAGGCAGUGGCGUCACGGAGUUAUGAGGCCUUGGACGGCUUGGGAAAUGGUUCACAAGGAGGCAUUGUUUCGAAAAAGAGGCAGUUCAUCUCAUGUUUUACGCUGUACAGGACUAUUGAAUACAGAGAAGACGAGCAAAAAAAAACUAUUUCAACUUCAUUCGUUCUGA
Aureobasidium uvarum is the source of this 807-nucleotide messenger RNA. NCBI's taxonomy places the organism in Eukaryota, Fungi, Ascomycota, Dothideomycetes, Dothideales, Saccotheciaceae. The record is from the annotation of a GenBank genome assembly.